Molecule: messenger RNA, 2601 nt
Organism: Exophiala spinifera
Lineage: Eukaryota; Fungi; Ascomycota; Eurotiomycetes; Chaetothyriales; Herpotrichiellaceae
Exons: 4
Coding region: 1-2601 (866 amino acids)
Biological process (GO): transmembrane transport; chloride transport
Cellular component (GO): Golgi apparatus; early endosome; membrane
Molecular function (GO): voltage-gated chloride channel activity
Source: RefSeq, a predicted model, not a curated record
AUGGCACCCUCCGACUUUGAGAAUGAACUCCAUCAACUUUUGUCCGCCGAUGCGGACGCUGAUAUCUCGUUGAGCAGUCCGCGGCAGAAUUUAGGAGCCAGUUCGUCAUCUCAUCAGAGCGCUCCAGACCCUAUCUCUUCUCACUCGACCACCCCAAACGCUCAAGCUAGCGUGCCGACCAAUGGUACAAGACAAUCCCACUCAAGAAACAGCAGCCUUGGCCUGAAGGAGGAACUCUCAUCGGAUUGGUACGUGGAAGGGCCUGGCCGGAGAGUUGGCUACGAUAAUUUAACCGCAAUCGACUGGAUCUAUGAAUACACGAAAGAAAGGCAGCGUCUGAGGAGACUGGCAGCACUCAAUUCAGGCUUGUUAGGGCAACUGAGACAACUUUUCGAAGUCAGUCAGAUAUGGCUUGUUCUCGUGGCCACUGGAAUCUCGGUCGGUUGUGUCGCUGCCGGCAUCAACAUAGCCUCCGACUGGUUAAGCGACAUCAAAACAGGGUACUGUAAGAAGGGUACUGGCGGAGGGCAGUUCUAUUUGAACAAGCAAUUCUGCUGUUGGGGUCAUGACGACCUCUCUCAGUGUCAAGAUUGGACUCCCUGGCCCGCCGCGUUAGGGAUCCAUGUCGCGGGAGGACAAUAUGUCAUAAGCUAUAUGUUCUUCAUUGGGUUUGCAGUCCUUUUUGCCGUAUCGGCUGGCGUGUUGGUACAGAAAUACUCGAUUUAUGCUCGACAUAGCGGUAUUCCUGAGAUCAAAACCGUUCUCGGAGGUUUCGUCAUCAGGCGCUUCUUUGGUGGCUGGACACUGCUUGCAAAAUCGCUCGGACUGUGUCUUUCCGUAUCGUCAGGCAUGUGGCUUGGGAAGGAAGGACCAUGCGUGCACCUUGCUUGCUGUUGCGCCAAUAUUAUAAUGAAGCCUUUCGAAUCCCUCAGCCAUAACGAAGCACGCAAACGCGAGGUACUUUCUGCGGCCGCUGCCAGCGGCAUCUCUGUCGCCUUUGGAGCUCCUAUUGGGGGGGUGCUCUUCUCAUUGGAGCAACUAUCAUACUACUUUCCCGACAAGACCAUGUGGCAGUCUUUCGUCUGUGCUAUGGUGGCGGCUGUCACGUUGCAGGCCAUUAACCCAUUCCACACUGGGAAGAUUGCGCUUUACCAGGUCACUUAUACGACAAUCUGGCACAGCUUCGAGAUUGUACCAUUUGUUCUAUUGGGCAUUACAGGCGGACUUUUUGGUGGCAUGUUCAUCAAGCUCAAUAUGCUCGUCACGAGAAUCAGGAAGUCUCAGAGUUACUGGCUUAGAGAAAAACCACUUCAUGAAGUACUCGUGGUGGCCGCGAUUUCAGCGCUUGUCAACUUCCCUAACACCUUCAUGCGAGCUCAGCUUUCAGAGCUAGUUUAUUACCUUUUCGCGGAAUGCGCUACCAUUGGCAACAACGACAUAUUUGGUCUAUGCAAAGCCACUACUGGCGGGGCUUUGUCGAUGUUGUGGCUAUUAAUUGCGGCCUCUGUACUGGGUUUUCUGUUGGCCAGUAUCACAUUUGGACUCCAGAUCCCAGCUGGAAUCAUACUACCCUCUUUGGCCAUUGGGGCACUCUACGGGAGAUCUGCAGGUGUUGUCAUGGAACUUAUACACAAGCAUUUCUCAACAUCAUUCGUCUUUGCAGCAUGUGAGCCCGAUGUUCCAUGUGUGAUCCCAGGGACUUAUGCCAUUGUCGGCGCCGCCUCUGCUUUGGCAGGCGUCACACGCAUGACGGUGUCAAUAGUUGCAAUCGUGUUCGAGCUCACUGGUGCACUCACUUAUGUACUGCCGAUCAUGAUUGCGGUCAUGCUUGCCAAAUGGAUUGGCGAUGCAUGCUCGACUCGAGGCAUCUAUGAGUCUUGGAUCCAAAUCAACGAGUACCCAUAUCUUGACAACAAGGAUGACGCGGCCAUACCCCAGGUAUCGGUGUCAGGCAUCAUGACGAGGGUGGAGGACAUGACCUGUUUGAACGGCAACCAGGCAUAUUCAGUCGAGAAAUUGCGAAAGAUUCUUCGCACCACUUCUUUUCGUGGAUUUCCUGUCGUUGCUUUUAAGCAUUUGGCGGAAGAUCCAGCUUCUGUACCUACAAGCUUUCUACCAUCACCACGCGAGAAUACGUUUCUUGGGUAUAUCUCGCGGACUGAGCUGUCUUUUGCGUUGGAUCGUGUCACAACCUCUGGAGUCUCUUCCCGCAACUCUCCUCCCAUCACUCCUCAGACACCCUGUUAUUUCAACUAUCACGCCGAUAUUAUCUCCGGUCAUGGGGUAGAUUUGCGUCCUUGGAUGGAUCAAACGCCGAUCACGCUCAAUGCGAACAGCUCCCUUCAACUGGCUGUCCACAUGUUUCAGAAUCUUGGUUUGCGCUACCUUCUCUUUGUCGAUAAAGGGGCGUUCCGAGGCAUUCUUACGAAGAAAGAUGUUUGGUGGAUCCUAUCAGCAGCCGAGGACGGGCGUAGAAGGGAUGAAUUUGUUGCUGGGUCUGGAGUGCUUCGAGGCGACGAUGAAGACGAUGACGGUCGCGACGAGGCUAGAGGUCUUCUCCAGCAAGAUGGAGCUUUUGAGCAACUUGUAGCGCCAACAUAA